This is a messenger RNA of Sturnus vulgaris (Common starling), 672 nucleotides long. NCBI's taxonomy places the organism in Eukaryota, Metazoa, Chordata, Aves, Passeriformes, Sturnidae. The record is from RefSeq and is a predicted model, not a curated record.
AUGGCUUUGCUGGGGCUGCUCGUGCUGCUGGCCCUGGCCGGGCCCGUGGUGGCCACCUGGGACACCUGCAGAGGCACCUGCGGGCUCCGGCCCAUGGCCUUCGACCACAGCUCGGUGGACCCCGAAUAUUCCCAGGAUUCUAACUUCGGAUCCUUGGAUGCUGCCGAUGACAUCUCGCAGGACGUGGGUGGCACCGGGGUCCACCCGGGGGCCUGGCCCGGUGUCAUCAGCAUCCAGGCCACCCUGGACAAUGGCACGUGGCACAUGUGCUCGGGGGCACUCAUCCACCCCCAGUGGGUGCUCACGGUCGCCAGCUGCUUCGUUGGGGCUGGGGACAUCUCCAGGUGGGAAGUGGUGAUCGGGGCCACAGACCUGGCUGAGCCGGGCCCCGAGGCCGAGCUGCGCCACAUCCAGACCCUGCUGUUAAACCAAAAUUACAACCCUGCCACGGCCACCAACAACAUCGCCCUGGUGGAGCUGGAGCAGCCCGUGGAGUGCAGUGACUACAUCCAGCUGGGCUGUGUGCCCGACAGCUCCCUGGCAGUGCCCGAGCUGAAAACCUGCUACAUGGCGGGCUGGAGAGCCACCCCGGACAGCGGUCAGUGCCCCCGGGGGCUGAGCCUGGCUCUGGGGCUGGGCCUGGCUGGGGGCUGGGCCUGGCUCUGCGGCUGA